Messenger RNA from Linum trigynum, 772 nucleotides. Lineage: Eukaryota; Viridiplantae; Streptophyta; Magnoliopsida; Malpighiales; Linaceae. The record is from the annotation of a GenBank genome assembly.
UGCUUCUUCAUCUUCGUCCCCUGCCCCUUGGCGAAAGCUGAAUUGUCAUUCAUCAUUCCACGAGGACCAGCUGUUCUUGGUCUAGAUUGCAUGCCCAUUCGAAGUCUAAUAGGGGUUAUGUUCCAGAAAUCAAAAAAUCUCGCACCGGCAAAAGGAGAUCCUGAGCGUGUUGGCGACAACUCGCUACUAACACCACGAACAGCUCGAAUGUUUCGACAAUAGGGGGAUCGCCAUAGCGAAAUCAGAUGUUUUUGACUUCUGGAUCCGCAUCGCCAUCGAUUUGGGGAAGAAGGGAGGUGGAUUUAGCUUACCCAGCUUCCGGCUUCGACGAAUGCAGUAGCAGCAAGCCCAGAUCUGGUGCUGCUGCUGCAGUUACAGCAGCAUCGUCCUUGUCUCCCAUUCUCCGUCUCUUGCUUUUGAUGCUCGUACAUGCUUUCCGGAGCCUCAACGUCGACGAGAGCAAGUUUUAGGACUACCUCCGACUACCAGUACAGACUUUAUCCAUCGGCGACACCCCCCAUAUCAAUGGAGGAACCCAAAUACCUCGCACUUGCGAGGAACCCCCCAUAUCGGCGACCUCGCUUCUUGCGAACCCAAAUCCGCCGCCUUGAUUUACUAGCGAUAGAACCUAGAAACCAAAAAAAUCAACCCUCCUACGGCCUGGAUUCGUCGAGCUUUGCCGAUGAUUCAUUGUGGGCAUCUGCAUCUCACAUCAUGCUCGCUCGUGGAUGAGGAGGAGAGUCCAUUCGGUGAAGAAAUCGGAGAUGAUUGU